Messenger RNA from Recurvomyces mirabilis, 3741 nucleotides. RefSeq lists its product as uncharacterized. Gene Ontology annotation, molecular function: monoacylglycerol lipase activity. The transcript has a single exon. The record is from RefSeq and is a predicted model, not a curated record. Lineage: Eukaryota; Fungi; Ascomycota; Dothideomycetes; Mycosphaerellales; Teratosphaeriaceae. Bases 1 to 3741 code for a protein of 1246 amino acids.
AUGCUGCUCGUCCACCAAGCCGGCAGCGUCAAAGUCGGCGAGAUCGUGCGCUACACCCUCACCUACACCCCGAGCAACGACCGCAUCCUGCCCACACCCCACCACCUGCACGUGAAGAUUAAGAAUACCUCGGCCAUCCCAUUACGAGCGGCAUGGCUUCGUGGGCCGUAUGUCUUACAUGUCGCCGCCUACCCGUCGACCUUUAACCCGCACAAGAAGGUGGAGGAGCCGGAACGUUAUGGCGUGCCGGAGUACGAACCCAUGCUCAAGGCGGGCGGGAGCUGGCUGACUAAGUUGACGGUGCCGGAGGAGAUACGGGAGACGGGGGCGGAUUUGGGGAUGCGGCGGAUCAGCUCGGAGCAGCGGAGUGGAGGGGGAGGUCAGGACAAGGAGAAGAGUAUGACGUGGAUUGUUGAGGUCACGUCACAGAUCCUGUUUAGCAAUUCCGCUUCCGUCCAUUUCGAGGUGCUGGUGGGGAGGGAUGAGAGGAGUCUGGAGCUUGGGUUUGCUGCGGUGGCGGGGCAUGGACAUGGUGCUCCGGGACAGAUUAAAGAACAGCAGUCUUCUGAGCCGGAGCGUAAGAGGGCAAGACGGCAAGGGAAUGUGAUGACGGCGGGGGUGUACUCCAAGGCUGUGAGGUUAGUGGCAGAGGAUGUGGAGACCUUGUGGGACAAGCCUGCUUUGCCGACCUGGGACGAACAGCCGGAACAUGAUCGGGGAACGAGGAAAGAGGAGAAGUCGAAGCCCGAGCAGCCGAAGAAGAAGAGGAAGAAUGUCCAUCUGGUUGUGGUGACGCAUGGUCUACAUAGCAAUGUUGGAGCCGACAUGCUGUUCUUGAAAGAGAGUAUCGAUGCCACAGUCAAGCAAGCCCGCCUAGACGCCAAGGAGCGCAAAGCCGCAUAUCGCAAGCAAGAGAAAGAGCGGAAAGGUGAGUCCACCACCGAAGACUCAGCUCCUUCCGACCAAAACAAAGAAGAAACAUCCACAGCCCCCCUCUCCGGCGGCCAAGAAGACAUAUCCGGCGCCGACGAAGGCGACGACGAAGAAGAAACCAUCGUCCGCGGCUUCACCGGCAACGCCGUCCGCACCGAAAACGGGAUCCAAUACCUGGGAAAGCGACUGGCCAAGUACAUCCUCCGCUUCACCUACCCAGACCAACCUUUCCUCCCGGUCAAGAAACCCUUAUCCAAAACCUUCAGCGACCCCUUUCGCACCGACGCCGACAAAGCCAGGCGUGAUGGUCCGCCGUCGCAUGUGGGUAGUAGCGUGCACCACCCCACAAAAGGCCAAUCUCAAGCCCAGAGAGCAGAAGACCUCCCCUAUAAAUUCACCAGCAUCUCCUUCCUCGGCCACAGUCUCGGCGGCCUCAUCCAGACGUACGCUAUAGCCUACAUCCACAAGCACAGCCCGACCUUUUUCCAACAAAUCCAGCCGGUGAAUUUUAUUUGUCUGGCUUCCCCGAUGUUGGGUCUGAGCAAUGAGAAUCCACUGUAUGUUAAAUUUGCGCUGGAUUUCGGGCUCGUGGGACGCACGGGCCAGGACUUGGGGUUGAGUUGGCGGCCUAACACCCUAGCGAGAGGAGGAUGGAAUGCUGUGAUUGGGGGUUUAGGUGGUGGUAGUAGUACUCAUAGCGGUAGUGGAGCCAAGGAUGGGGAAAAGGGACAAGCCGAAGACCCCGCCGCGAAACCCCUCCUCCGCAUCUUGCCCACGGGCCCAGCGCAUCAGGUUUUAAGAAUGUUCCGCAACCGGACGGUUUAUUCGAAUGUGGUGAAUGAUGGGAUCGUGCCGCUGCGGACGAGCUGUUUGUUGUUUUUGGAUUGGAGGGGGUUGGGCAAGGUGGAGAAGGCGAGGCGGGAGAAUGGGUUGAUUGGGACGGUGGCGGAGUGGGGGUGGGCGGAGCUUACGGGGGCGAAUGCGGGGGCCGUGAGGAGGAAUGUUGAUGUUGGUGGGGUUGCUCAAGGGGUUGGGGUCGGGGGUGUUUAUGGGGGUGGGAUGGGCGUUGGGGGGGAGGAGGAUGAAAUGGAUGAUGAGGAUUUCAGGCGGGGGGAGGGGGAUGCGGUUCCUUUACCUGCGGAGAAUGAGGUGGCGGAGGACAAUAAGCGGGGGAAUCAGAGGAUGAGUUAUGAUGGGGAUAAUGAGGGGGAGUCGGUGCCGCCACAACGGCACGCGAAUGGUUCCGUUGGACACAGACCUCCUCAGACGCAAGAGAAGGGUAUGUUCGACACCUUCCUCGACUUCUUCAAACCCAACGCCUCCGACCCCUCCACCGCGAAAACGCCCCCGUCCAUGUCGAAGAAGACGCGCAAAACCCUCUCUCGUGCCCAGACUAUGCGGUCAGGCGAGGACGAACUUCCAGAGGAGGUGGCACAAGGUGUAGAGGGCACGACGACCAACAACCCCACCAUGCGGCCCUCCCUAACACACCACCACACCGGCCAAUCGCAGUCGCAGUCACACAAACGGCCCAAAGCCACGCGCGGCGACACCCUUCUCAACACCGAAACGGGGGAAUUACAAGCCCCGCCUAAAACCUCCAUCUUCGAGUCCGCGGGCGAUAUCCUGCACCCGCCGUUGCCGAGUGGCCAGUGGAUCACGGAUCCCACGAGUCGUUCGAGGACGAUUUUCCACGAUCGCGUUUAUCAUCCCGAAGACAUCCCGCCACCUCCGAUCAAACGGCCAGGGUCGAGACUCACGAGAUCUUUUUCCAGCGGCGACACGAGCGUCAAGACUUUGGGAAGUCAUGCCUCGAACGCCUCGCUCAAUUCCCAGGACUCCAGCACCACCACGACGACGACAGAAGCAGGCGCGAUGAAAGUCGAGGAGAAAAUCGCCCGGGCGUACCAUAAAGAUUUAUCCUGGAGGAAAGUUCUGGUGAGGUUAGAACCGGACGCGCACAACAACAUGAUCGUGCGCCGGAUGUUCGCGAACGCGUACGGAUGGCCCGUGGUGAAACAUCUCUGCGAUACGCAUUUCGGUGAUAACUAUUCCGCUCGCACACGAGACGAAGAUGAGCCGGCGCGGGAGCGGGCGCGGCCGUUGGAGGAGCCGCUUGAUGAUGGCGGGGAGCAGGUUCGCGAUCAGACGGCCCGGACGCCGCCGGAGAGGUCGAGGAGUGAGAUGAGGGAGGCGAGGGAUGAGCUUGUGGGGUUGGAGGUUCCGAGGGGGGGGAUGAGGGGGAGUAAUAGUUCUAAGGGGCCGGGCGGCGGGGUGAGGGGAAGGCCACAGGUUAUCAGAGAGGACAGUAUGGGGUCGGUUGGGGCGGGGGUUGCUUGGGAUGAGGCGGUUUGGGGCGAGGAGGAGGAUGAUGAUACGGAUGUGGAUGAGAGGACGUUGGUGCAGCGGUUGAUUAAUCCCCAGGUGGCGGCUGCGAGGGUGCAGGCGCCGGAGAAGGCGCAUGUAAGUCCUGAGGGUGAGGGGCGGAGUCAGAGCGGUGUGCAUGGUUCGUCUAGCACGAGUAGGGUGGCGUACACGGAUGGGCAUCGGGGGUUAGCGCCUACUUCUCCCAUUAUUUCGAGGACGCCUGGGUCUGGGGCUGGGUCUGUGAAGAGUCCGGCUGGUGCGGUUGUGAGGACGAGUUUGGAUGCUGGGAAUGCGAAUGCUGAGGGCCCGAUUACGCCGGUGGUUGAUGAUCAUCUAGUGGAAGAGCCGCAGGGGAUGAGUGAGGGGAGCCCGGGUAGUGCGGCUGUUCUGGGUUUGAGGAAGAGUGUGGAGGAACAGGUUGGGUCGGUGUCGAAGACGUAA